This is a messenger RNA of Miscanthus lutarioriparius, 1227 nucleotides long. The record is from the annotation of a GenBank genome assembly. NCBI's taxonomy places the organism in Eukaryota, Viridiplantae, Streptophyta, Magnoliopsida, Poales, Poaceae.
AUGUGCUUUUUCCUCGUGCUUCUUGGACUGUCCUCCAAUUUGGCACUCAGACAAGUCCUGUUUCAGGGCUUCAACUGGGAAUCCUGGAAGCAGAGCGGGGGAUGGUACAAAUUCCUGAUGGGCAAGGUGGACAACAUCGCCGAGGCCGGCAUCACCCACGUCUGGCUCCCUCCGGCGUCGCGCUCUGUCGCCGAGCAAGGCUACCUGCCGGGGCGCCUGUACGAUCUUGACGCGUCCAAGUACGGCAACGAGGCGCAGCUCAAGUCCCUGAUCAAGGCGUUCCACGACAAGGGCGUCAAGGUCAUCGCCGACAUCGUCAUCAACCACCGCACGGCGGAGCACAAGGACGGCCGCGGCAUCUACUGCCUCUUCGAGGGCGGCACGCCGGACUCCCGCCUCGACUGGGGCCCCCACAUGAUCUGCAGCGACGACAGGGCGUACUCCGAUGGAACGGGGAACCCCGACACCGGCCUGGACUUUCCCGGCGCACCGGACAUCGACCACCUCAACAAGCGCGUCCAGCGCGAGCUCAUCGGCUGGCUCAACUGGCUCAAGACGGACAUCGGCUUCGACGCGUGGCACCUCAACUUCGCCAAGGGCUACUCUGCCGAGGUUGCCAAGAUCUAUAUCGACAACGCCAAGCCCUCGUUCGCCGUCGCCGAGUUAUGGACCUCGCUAGCCUACGGCGGCGACGGCAAGCCUUUCCAAGACCAGAACGCGCACGGCAGGAGCUCGGCCACGACGUUCGACUUCACCACCAAGGGCAUCCUCAACGUCGCCGUCGAUGGCGAGCUGUGGCGGCUGCGGGGAGCCGACGGCAAGGCGCCCGGCAUGAUCGGGUGGUGGCCGGCCAAGGCCGUCACAUUCAUCGACAACCACGACACAGGCUCGACGCAGCACAUGUGGCCUUUCCCCGCCGACAAGGUCAUUCAGGGCUACGCCUACAUCCUCACACACCCGGGGAACCCAUGCAUCUUCUACGAUCAUUUCUUCGACUCGAGCCUCAAGAAUGAGAUCGCGCACCUGGUGUCCAUCAGGAACCGCCACGGGAUCAGGCCGGACAGCGAGCUGCGCAUCAUCAAGGCCGACGCGGACCUGUACCUCGCUGAGAUCGACGGCAAGGUCAUCGUGAAGGUCGGACCAAGAUUCGAUUGUGCACCCCUCAUCCCACAAGGCUUCAAGGUCGUAGCGCACGGAGAUGGCUACGCCGUCUGGGAGAAAAACUGA